Hirsutella rhossiliensis is the source of this 1680-nucleotide messenger RNA. RefSeq lists its product as uncharacterized. The coding region runs from base 1 to 1680 and encodes 559 amino acids. The transcript has 3 exons. The record is from RefSeq and is a predicted model, not a curated record. NCBI's taxonomy places the organism in Eukaryota, Fungi, Ascomycota, Sordariomycetes, Hypocreales, Ophiocordycipitaceae.
AUGCCUCUGGAACAGACCGUCACUAUUGUCAACAACUCGGGCAAGAUAAUCAGCACGGGCAAACAACUCCUCUCCAUCUUCAAAGAGGCCAAGGGCGCCUACCAGGACAAAAAAGCAGAGCUCCAGUCGGAGCGCUCCGUCCGGCGAUCCCAGACCUUUGACGCCGCUCGCAGCGUCUGCCGCCACGACGACUCGCACCGCUCAAAGUCGGACUACGACCCCAGUGCCCGCCUCUACGACCGUCGCCAGAUAAAGGACGGCUACGACGACGACGACGACUACGACUACAAAGACGACCACGGCCAUGACUACAAAGAAGACCACGGCCAUGACGACUACUACUACAGCUACGGCGGCCGGCGCCAAUCGCACGAUGCCUACAGCGAGACGGGCUCGCGGAGGAGCCGCCGUUCCUCGAGGCACCACCAUCACCACCACCGACACCCUCGUGGCGGGGCCCUGACGGAGAUCAACCUCAAGACCCUGAGCGAGGUGUCGGGCCGCCCCCCCAGCAGAGCGCCCCGGCAACAGCAGCAGCCGCCGUCGGUCGCCUACCGAAGCCCCUACGCCGAGACGAUGCCCCUCGACAUGGCCCUAUCCAAGCUCGACGUCUCGCAAGCCACCGCCGACGCCAUGCUGGUCCCGCGCCGUCGCUCGGAGCCCGAUAUAGCCACGGGAGGCAAAGAGAUCGACAUGAACCUCGCCUACGGCAACAUUCCCCCCGAUCUCGCCGACCGCGUCGACCUCGACCCGGGCCGCGGCUCCGAGCUCGACCGCAACCGCGCCCAGCAGCUCGUCCAUAAGGUCGAAGGCCUGCUCGAUGAGGCGCACUGCCUGCAGCACUCGGCCACCACCAUAAUCAAGAGCCUGCAGGAGAAGCCCGACGCCGCCGCAGAGGUCGCCCUGACCCUCGCCGACCUGUCCUCGGCCGUCGCCAAGAUGUCGCCCUCGUUCCUCGGCCUGCUCAAGGGCGGCUCCCCCGCCGUCUUUGCCCUGCUCGCCUCGCCCCAGUUUCUCAUCGGCACCGGUAUCGCCGUUGGCGUCACCGUCGUCAUGUUUGGCGGCUGGAAGAUUAUGAAGAAGGUCACGGACGCCCAGGCCCCACGUGAGGCGAGGGCCCUCGAGGGCGUUCCCGAAGACCGUCCCGCCCCCCUACGCACCCAAAGCGACUACGCCCACCAGAGCAGCGGCGUCGAAGAGGCCCUCGUUUUCGACGAGGAGCUCAGCACCAUUGAGACGUGGCGCCGUGGCAUCCUGCCUUUUGGCCCCGGGGCCGAGAGCGCAGAUCUGGAGCUCAUCACUCCCCAGGCCGACCGCGCCACCCGCGAGAACUCACGUACGCGCAAGAGGAGCAAAUCUCACCGCAAGAACUCCAAGGAGAAGGAGGCCUUUGACCCGAAGAGCAGCGGCGGCAGCCGCAGACGCUCGCCCCCGGACGCCGUCUCGGUCAGCGGCGGCAGCGAUGCACGGAGCAAGCGGUCGGUCAAGGUUGGCAAGGACAGAUCGACCAAGGCCCUCGAGGACGGGCGUGGCAGCAGCAAAGGCGACGGCGACGGGCUCGACGUCGUGUUCCGGCCCCGGGCGCGACACGGGGACAACAUGCUCAAGGCCAUCUUCCGGAACAAGAAGGAAAAGGAGGCGGACGGCGGCGGCAGCAAGAGAGAGCUGGUCCUGGCUUAG